GCUCUAGUCCUAGCCCCAACUCCAGCCCCCUGCUUGGGGCAUUGGAUGGGGCCACAUGUGAAGAGGAGAUGGAGGGGAUUGAGGUAUACCAAGCUGUCUCAGUGAGGAUGAUCAGUGAGGGGCUGAAAGGAGAGACGGAGGAGGAGGAGGAGACCAUACUCAGCAGCACAGUGGAAACCACACUAACAGAGGUGUCACCAGUCUCCACACUCUCCUCACUAUCCACAGUCUACCCAGUCUACGCAGUGUCUCUACCCAUGGACUUUACUGUCCACUCAUUCAAAUCUGACCUUAGACCAGUGGAUAUGGAACAUGAAGUUGGAACAAAACCUGAUCAGUAUGAUACUACUUCUGACAGCAACGCCAAGCCUGAUCAAAACACAACACAUGUGUAUGCUGGGAGACCUGAUAGGGAUGAUGUAAAACCUACUGGAAAUAACAGAAGCCCUGUUGAUGACUCAGAGCUCACUGAUUGGCCCGUCCAGGCUGAGGAUAUAGUGGGAAGGUCUGCAGCAACAGAGAAGGAGCCGGAAACCAGUGUGGAACAGAAACACUGGCAGGAAAUGGCUGCCAUCACCAGUCAUCCCACAAGAGAGAGCAGCUAUCCUCAGAAUUGUAGAGAGGACAGAGAGAGCAGCAAUCUUUCUCAGGGUUGUGAGGACAUAGAGAGCAGACAUAUUUCUCAGGGUCGUGAGGACAGCGAGAGCGGCCAUCUCUCUGAGGACAGAGGAGGCUCUACUCCUGUCCCUGAGGACCUGCCUAGCGGGGACACUCACUUACAGCCCUGCAAAGGUUCUUCAUCCUCCUUGUCCCAUUUCCUUUCAAUAGGUUCAGAAUGGAGAGAUGGGAGGUUGAGUUCAGAAGGAGGAACUGAAACCACUGACUGCAGAAACCUGUCUGAGAAGAACACAGAGGACGGAACACAGGCGGAGGACGGAACACAGGCGGAGGACGGAACACAGGCGGAGGACGGAACACAGGCGGAGGACGGAACACAGGCGGAGGACGGAACACACACUGACAAAAGGGCAGAGAUAUACACUGAGAAUAGAAUAUCCCUCCUAGAGGAAUGUGUUGCAACAGACAGCCUUAGUAGCAUGUGUAGUGUAGGAACACAGUCUGACAGUAGUUUAGGGACACUCCCUGAGGACACUGAGUGUAGUAAUAUAGCAACAAAUGACAGUGUGUUUGUCACCCCUGUUUUCCCCCCUGUGACAUUUGGAUUCAGCCCAUUUGAUGAACCCCUGAAGUUUGUUUCCCACGGCGAUGACUGCUCAGAUGUGGACUACCCUGUAGACGAUGCAACGACGGCAGAUUCCUAUUUGUUGGCGGGAGUGCUGGGGGUGGAGCCUGAUCAGAUUGACGUUUACGCCUCGACUCCCUCUUACCAGAUACAGUUCCUGGGUCAGGGGUCACUGGCUGUCACCACAGACAUGGACACUGUGGGGGUGAGAGGACAGGUCGAGGAAGGGGGCAUGAUAGACAUGGUGUCAGAACUGCUGGGAGAGGAAGGGGACCCCACCCUCUCUGGCCUCUACCCCUCUCCCUGGACGCAUUUAGGGCCAGGGCUGGUAGAGGAAGAGGUCUGUGGAGGAUGGGCCCAGGGGCUGGCCCAGGGUAUGGUGCCCAGCCAGGGUGAGGGUGAGGAGGGCUGCGAGGAGGAGCAGCCCCCUAGCUCCAUGGCCCUGCUGGGAGUAUACCCCACCUACAGCACUCUUCUGCCUCAGGACUCUUGUCUCUGGGAAUGGCACCAUCAGUACCAGCCUAAAUCCACCCUGGUCUCUGAGCUCAACCCCAACGCUCAGGUAUGGGCCAGUCACAUGCUUAGUCUGGACCCCUCAGGCCCCAUCUACACUGACUCCCGUCUACCAUGGCUGGCUGUUAACCAGGAAGGGUAUGACCAGGGAUAUGACCUGGAGGAAGUGGGCGAGGCUCAGCUGGAACCGAGCGUCAUAGAAUUCCCAACAGGCACUAUGGGAAACCUGUCAACCAAUGGCCUGGUCCAGGACAGCUGUAUAUCAGAGGAGCUCAUCGAUCAUCUGAAGACCUCACUGGAGUCCUGUCUGUCACGGGAGAAUCUUGCCAACGACCUCUACCUUGUCUCCCAGAUGGACAGCGACCAGUUCAUUCCCAUAGCAACGCUAGCCAACCUCGACCACAUCAAGAAGCUCAGCACGGACAUGGAACUCAUUUCUGACAUCCUCAAGUCCUUGCCACUGGUGGAGGUGGCAGAAUGCGGGCAAAAGGUACGGCCCAAUCAGGGACGCUGUAUCGUUAUCCUCCGAGAGGUCCCGGAGACCACACCCCCAGAGGAGGUUAAGGCUCUGUUUGCCUGUGAGAGCCUCCCCAGGAUCCAGAGCUGUGAGUUUGCCCAGAAUGACAACUGGUUCAUCACCUUUAAAACUGAGGCUGACGCUCAACAGGCAUUUCAGUACCUGAGAGAGGAGGUGAGGACGUUCCAGGGAAAACCCAUCAAGGCACGGAUCAAGGCCAAUGUGAUGGCAGUCACAUCUUACGCUCCAAAGAAUGGCUACAGGCCCCGCCCAAUGCACCCCUGCACCAAUCAGCAGCCUUACAACCCAUACCACGCCCCUCCAACUUUCCAGCAGCCCCUCCCACAGCUUUACCCAAUGAGCAAUCAAAGGUUGGCUGCCAUGGCCGGAUACACGGACCCUGACCUGCAGAUGGCGUCAUUACCUGGCUUCAUGAACGGCUUCCCAGGAGGCCCCAGCUUCAAAAUAUCCCCCUCAUACAGACACAGUAGGGGGCACCGUGGGCAGCGGGAGCAGAGGCGGCGGUCUGGCGACAGGGAGCCGGGCCUUCUGGAUGACCCCCCCUUCUUCCCAGAGCAUGUACCAAUAGGACGCCCCCCUGGCCACCCCAGGCAGGGCCGGCCACAGUUACCAGGCAGCAGGCGUAGUAGGGAGGGAGAGGGGGGUCGACGUGGAGGGAGAAGGGAGUCAGGGUCCUCCCCAAGCACUGGCAUACGAAGGAGAGGCCCCAUUGGUCAGAGGAGGAGAAGAAAUGAGAAGUACACUAGAGAGCCCCCCAAGUCGCCCCCCCGCUCCUUGUCUCCCAGUCUGGAGCUUGGCCCUACUAGCUUCCCCCCGCUGCCCCCGGCAACGGCCUCCAGAGAAACACUUACCAUAGCAACCAGCCAUCACAAAGCAACCUGCAACCACAAGAGUGCAGUUACAGACAGCAGUACCAGCCAACCAACCACUGUGACAUUACAAGACCUCCAGCCUAUCACAGCAUUGCCUCAGAAAACCCUCCCCCCAGAGAAGCUAAAGGAAACCAUGCCAUCUCCCAAGAGGACCACAGCAGCUCCUCCGACCAUGAAAGAACCUCUCCAGACCAUGAAGGAAAACGGACCAGCAGUGGAGUCCAAGAAGCCAAGCUACGCUGAGAUCUGCCAAAGGAUACGAGCCAAUCAAACGCUUUGCGCAAACCUCAUUGACCACACCCCAUCCGGGGUGGAGCUUGCCCCAGCCUAUCCUGCACAGGAGUCUGGCCAGGCUCAGUUACCACGGUGACCAGAGUGAGAUGGUUACUUUUGGUUGGGGAGGGCAAGAGGGGAGGAGGAGAGAAGAGGAAGACGUUUUUCAAGCCAAAGAAAAAAAAUCUAUAGCCCUUUAAUGUUGAGGUUUUGAUUUAUUUUAUUUAUAAAGUUUAGUUACUUUUAGAAGCCAAGUUGUAGAACUCUUGUUUCUCUCUGCUGUCUGUCUGUCCGUCUUGUGUCUCUGUCUGUCUGUCUGUCUGACUGACGGAACUCUCUGAAUUCUUUACCUUUUAAUAUUGAUUAAUUUAUUUUUAUGAAUAUUGAUUAGUAUUUAGAGCAUCAGACAUACUUCUGUAUGAAUUCCUAAGUCUAAAUAACUUCAGCGGAACAGUUACAAUAACUAAACUGGAACAGACUGGAACAGUUACAAUAACUAAACUGGAACAGACUGGAACAGUUACAAUAACUACACUGGAACAGACUGGAACAGUUACAAUAACUACACUGGAACAGACUGGAACAGUUACAAUAACUAAACUGGAACAGACUGGAACAGUUACAAUAACUAAACUGGAACAGACUGGAACAGUUACAAUAACUAAACUGGAACAGUUACAAUAACUAAACUGGAACAGACUGGAACAGUUAAAAUAACUAAACUGGAACAGACUGGAACAGUUACAAUAACUACACUGGAACAGACUGGAACAGUUACAGUAACUACACUGG
This is a messenger RNA of Salmo salar (Atlantic salmon), 4231 nucleotides long. RefSeq lists its product as uncharacterized. NCBI's taxonomy places the organism in Eukaryota, Metazoa, Chordata, Actinopteri, Salmoniformes, Salmonidae. Gene Ontology annotation, molecular function: mRNA 3'-UTR binding. Gene Ontology annotation, biological process: positive regulation of translation. The record is from RefSeq and is a predicted model, not a curated record. Gene Ontology annotation, cellular component: cytoplasmic stress granule; cytosol.